This is a messenger RNA of Phaedon cochleariae (mustard beetle), 1452 nucleotides long. The record is from the annotation of a GenBank genome assembly. Lineage: Eukaryota; Metazoa; Arthropoda; Insecta; Coleoptera; Chrysomelidae.
AUGGCAGACGUUUUCCAUUUGGAAUUGCAUGAUGUUGAAACAGUGGAAGUUGAUGAUUCAGACGAUGCAAUCGAAAUUGAAGAGGAUGAAUAUGACCAAAACCCCAAUAUCAAUGCUAUUGUUGAGACGGAUGAUACAGAAACUGUGCAGCUGACAGAACAAACUGUCAAUCCUGGCCAGGAAAAAACGGGACCACAGGAUUUUGAGCUUCGCAAAGUUUUGGGCAAAGGUGGCUAUGGAAAGGUAUUCCAAGUCAGGAAGCUGACUGGAACAGAUGCAAACACUGUGUUUGCAAUGAAAGUACUCCGUAAGGCUUCCAUAGUUAGAAAUCAAAAAGAUACUGCUCAUACAAAAGCAGAAAGAAAUAUUCUAGAAGAAGUUAAGCACCCAUUCAUAGUAGAUUUGAAAUAUGCCUUCCAAACAGGUGGAAAAUUGUACUUAAUCCUAGAAUAUUUGAGUGGUGGGGAGCUGUUUAUGCAUUUAGAAAGGGAAGGCAUAUUUUUAGAAGACACUGCUUGCUUUUAUCUAGCAGAAAUAAUCCUAGCCUUGGAACAUUUACAUGGACAAGGUAUAAUUUAUAGAGAUUUGAAGCCUGAAAAUAUACUGCUUGAUGCUCAGGGUCAUGUCAAGCUGACAGACUUUGGACUGUGCAAAGAACACAUCAAUGAGGGUAUUCUCACUCAUACUUUCUGUGGUACCAUCGAAUAUAUGGCCCCAGAAAUCUUGACUAGGCACGGUCACGGAAAAGAAGUCGACUGGUGGUCUCUAGGGGCACUCACCUAUGACAUGUUAACAGGAGCUCCACCUUUCACUGCCGAAAACAGAAAAAAGACAAUAGAAAAAAUCCUAAGAGUGAAACUCAACCUGCCCCCAUACCUAACCGGCGAUGCCAGAGACCUGGUGAGGAAGCUGCUGAAGAGGCAGGUGCCUUCUAGGCUGGGUGCAGCCCCAGAGGAUGCUCAGGCUGUUAAGCAGCACCAGUUCUUCAAGCACAUCAAUUGGGACGAUGUGUUGAGCAGGAAAUUGGAUCCUCCUUUCAAGCCUAGCCUGUCUGGUGAUGAUGAUGUGUCACAGUUUGACACCAAAUUCACGAAACAAACCCCGGUGGAUUCACCAGUUGAAUCUACUCUCAGUGAAAGUGCCAAUUUGAUAUUCCAGGGCUUCACGUACAUCGCCCCCUCGGUCCUCGGGGAACAAAUGCCUUCGCACGUGGUAAGAGCGCGUUCCCCGCGCAAGCCGGGCUCCUCUUUCCGGCGUCAUUUCGGUUUCACGCAUGCGCAACACGGCAACAUUCUCGGCCCGCACUGCAGCUUCCCCGAAACGCCAUCAGGGGGCGCCAGCCAUCACCACAAUCACCACAACCACAAUCCGUUCGCGCCGGCGCACAAUUUCAAUAUGGCGUCGGCAGGCGAGGAAAUGAUGGAAGUCGGCAGCGGUCUACCUCACGUGUAG